AUGUCUCGUCCAGCUAUCACAUUUGUCACAGGUAAUGCCAAAAAAUUAAAAGAAUUCCAAGCCAUUAUUGGUGAUGAUUCAAUUAAAAAUCAAAGUGUUGAUUUAGAGGAAAUUCAAGGUUCAAUUAAAGAUAUUUCAAUUAAGAAAGUCACUGCUGCUGCUGCUCAAAUUAAAGGACCUGUCUUAGUGGAAGAUACUUGUUUAGUUUUCAGUGCUUUAUCUAAACCAGGUAUUGAAUUACCAGGUCCAUAUAUCAAAUGGUUUGUUGAUUCAGUUGGUGUUGAAAAUUUACCAAAAUUAUUAGCAGGAUUUGAAGAUAAAUCUGCUCAAACAGUUUGUACAUUUGCAUUUACUGAAGGUCCAGGUGAAGAAAUUAAAUUAUUCCAAGGUAUUACUGAAGGUAAAAUUGUGGAACCACGUUAUAAUGGUGAUGAAGUUUUCGGAUUUGAUCCAAUUUUCGAACCUAUUGGAUUUGAUCAAACUUUUGGUGAAAUGGAUAAAUCUUUGAAAAACACAAUUAGUCAUAGAUUUAGAGCUUUAGAAAAAGUUAAAGAGUUCUUGAAAACUAGAAAGUAG
Hansenula ciferrii is the source of this 576-nucleotide messenger RNA. RefSeq names its product nucleoside triphosphate pyrophosphohydrolase HAM1 (gene HAM1). The record is from RefSeq and is a predicted model, not a curated record. The coding region runs from base 1 to 576 and encodes 191 amino acids. NCBI's taxonomy places the organism in Eukaryota, Fungi, Ascomycota, Saccharomycetes, Phaffomycetales, Wickerhamomycetaceae. Gene Ontology annotation, molecular function: nucleoside triphosphate diphosphatase activity. Gene Ontology annotation, cellular component: cytoplasm. The transcript has a single exon. Gene Ontology annotation, biological process: nucleoside triphosphate catabolic process.